Marmota flaviventris (yellow-bellied marmot) is the source of this 1338-nucleotide messenger RNA. NCBI's taxonomy places the organism in Eukaryota, Metazoa, Chordata, Mammalia, Rodentia, Sciuridae. The record is from RefSeq and is a predicted model, not a curated record.
UGCUUGUCCACCUUCCAACCCGCCCGCCUAAGCCCCGGCCCGGGACCACGGGAGACCUUGGGUCUCUGCGUAUAAAACCCAGGCUCUAGCCACGCCGGCCGGGGUCAGGAGCCCCUUGUAAAGAGGCCGCUUGGGCAGAGUGAUUGACAGGUUACCAACGUGAGGGACGGCGGUUCCACUCCACGUCUCAGGAGGCUCUGAAUGCCCGGGGUUGGGACGUUUUGUCAGGGCCGGAGCCUGCAGAGCCCACGUCCCAGCCUCUUUCAGACGUUUGUCGAACUGGGCGGACGGCUGCCCCCUUGUGCAUUCCUAGAAAACAGGAAGGACAUCACUGUAGCAUCACACAGGGAUUGGCACUUUAGCACGCCUGCCCAGACACCUGUUUCCGAGGCAUCCUUGUGAGGAAGGAAGUGCUGCAUACUUUGAGCGAGGGCAGUAACUGGAACAUCUGUGUCCUCUCCACAGAUCAACAGUGGGCGCCCUGCUGGCAUCCGAGCUGGGAUGGAAAUUCUAUGAUGCAGAUGACUAUCAUCCAAAGGAAAAUCGAAUGAAGAUGGAGAAAGGGAUACCAUUGAAUGACCAGGACAGGAUUCCAUGGCUUUGCAAUUUGCAUGACAUUUUACUAAGAGAUGUAACCUCAGGACAGCAUGUGGUUCUAGCCUGUUCAGCCUUAAAGAAAACAUACAGAGACAUCUUAAUUCGAGGAAAAAAUGGUGCACCUCUGAAGUCUGGGAAGUCGAGAGAGGAAGAAAAGCCAGCUGAGGUGCAGCUCUUGGUGGUCCAUCUGAGCGGGUCAUUUGAGGUCAUCUCUGGACGCUUACACCAAAGAAAAGAACAUUUUAUGCCGCCUGCAUUAUUACAGUCCCAGUUUGAUACUCUGGAGCCCCCAUCACCUCCAGAAAACUUCAUCCAAAUCAGUGUAGACAAAAGUCUUUCAGAGAUCGUUGCUGUAAUUAUGGAAACUCUGAAAAUGAAAUGACACACAUCAGUGGUCCAGAACAGAAUCAGUCAUAGAUGUGUCCUAUUCCAGACCUUGUUCCAGUCUCCUCAUCCAUGCUGUAUUCUAAAUGCUUCUUAAGGUUGAACCAACCUUGGUGUGUCAAGAUGUACGUGUUUGUAGGAAUUUGUGAUGUGCUUGGCGUCAUGGGCUGUCACGUAGGGAGAAAAGGAAGGGAACUUUAAAAAUCAAGCUUAAAUUGAAGUUUAAAUUCAUCAGUGAUGCCAUCAAAUGACCAGAGGAAAUUCUGUAAUUGAUGAUAGAAAUCAUUACUUUGCUUAGAACAUUUUCCACUAAUGCCUAUAUUUUAUAAUAAAUGAAACUUGAUUCUAUCCUUGAAA